Messenger RNA from Poecile atricapillus (Black-capped chickadee), 4302 nucleotides. RefSeq names its product phosphatidylinositol-4,5-bisphosphate 3-kinase catalytic subunit gamma (gene PIK3CG). Gene Ontology annotation, molecular function: 1-phosphatidylinositol-3-kinase activity; 1-phosphatidylinositol-4-phosphate 3-kinase activity. The coding region runs from base 152 to 3472 and encodes 1106 amino acids. Gene Ontology annotation, cellular component: phosphatidylinositol 3-kinase complex, class IB; plasma membrane; phosphatidylinositol 3-kinase complex, class IA. NCBI's taxonomy places the organism in Eukaryota, Metazoa, Chordata, Aves, Passeriformes, Paridae. Gene Ontology annotation, biological process: phosphatidylinositol 3-kinase/protein kinase B signal transduction; phosphatidylinositol-3-phosphate biosynthetic process; cell migration. The record is from RefSeq and is a predicted model, not a curated record. The transcript is spliced from 11 exons.
GCCCGGCGUGUGAUUGGCGGCGGCUUCGGAGCUGCCUCUGCCGCCGGCUAUGGAGCCUCCCCGCCGGCCCCGCCGCUUUUCCUCAGCUUCCUGCUGAGGGAAACACCUGUCCGGAGCCGGGGCCGGGGGCGCUGCUGCGAUAUCUUCUGGCAUGGAGUUGGGGGAUCAUGAACAACCUGUUGUUAUGAGAGAGGAAAACAAACGAAGGAGAAGAAGAAUGAAACCUCAUUGUACAUCGAGUAGUUUUUCAUCAAUGGAACUGAUACCCAUUGAGUUCAUUUUACCUACAAGCAAUAAACAUACUAAAGCACCAGAAAUUAUGUUACUCGAAAUAGCUGGCAACUGUACGGUUGAGCAAAUGAAGGCACAGAUUUGGAUGCGUGCAAUAGAGAUGAGUCAAACCACAGACUUCUACCAUGCAUUCACACCAGAUCAGUUUAUUCUUCAGUAUCAGAAGAAAGGGCAAUGGUAUGAAAUUUAUGAUAAACAUCAAGUAUUACAGACAUUGGACUGCAUAUUGUACUGGAAGGUGUUACAGAAAAAGGUAGGCAAGAUCUAUGUUGUCCAGAAACAAAAACCAUCAGAAGAAGUUCAGGAAUUUCAGCAGCAACUUAAUGAUUUAAUUGGUUAUGAUGUCACUGAUGUAAGCAAUGUGCAUGAUGAUGAACUAGAAUUUACCCGACGCAGAUUAGUCACUCCACGAAUGAUAGAGGUAGCCUGCAGAGAUCCUAAAUUAUACGCAAUGCACCCCUGGACUACAUCUAAGCCACUCCCAGAAUAUUUAUUUAAAAAAAUCACUAAUAAUAACAUUUUCAUAAUCAUACAUAGAGGAACUACUAGUCAGAAAAUUAAAGUGUCAAUAGAUGACACUCCAGAUAUGAUUCUCCACAGCUUUUUCACAAAAAUGGCAAAGAAAAAGUCUUUGAUGGACAUUCCUGAAGAUCAUAGUGAACUGGAUUUUGUUCUCAGGGUUUGUGGCAGAGAUGAGUACAUUACUGGAGAGACACCAAUCAAAGAUUUUCACUGGAUAAGACAGUGCCUUAAGAAUGGGGAAGAAAUCCACCUUGUCCUUGACAGUCCCCCAGACCCGAAUGAAGAUGAGGUUCGGAAGGAAGAAUGGCCCUUGGUGGAUGAUUGUACAGGAGUUACAGGGUAUCAUGAGCAGUUGACAAUAGAUGGAAAAGAUCAUGAGAGAGUCUUCACUAUCUCUUUGUGGGAUUGUAAUAGAAAAUUUAGAGUGAAAAUAAUUGGCAUUGAUAUCCCAGUUUUACCAAGAAAUACUGAUCUUACUGUAUUUGUAGAGGCUAACAUUCAACAUGGGCAGCAGCUCCUUUCACAGAGAAGGACUUCAUCAAAGCCUUUUACUGAGGAGGUUCUGUGGAAUAUUUGGUUGGAGUUUGAUAUCAAAAUCAAGGAUUUGCCUAAAGGAGCACUUCUGAAUCUUCAGAUAUACUGUGGCAAAGCACAGGGACCAUCUGCAAAAACAAACCUUCAGUCACACGAAUCCUCUAACUCUGAUGCAAAAUGCAAAACCCAGCUUCUCUAUUAUGUAAAUCUUUUGUUGAUAGAUCACCGUUUUUUGCUACGAAGUGGGGAGUAUGUGCUCCACAUGUGGAAAAUUCCAGGUAAGGGGGAAGAACAAGGAAGUAUAAAUGCAGACAAACUCACAUCAGCAACUAACCCGGAUAAAGAAAACUCAAUGGCUAUCUCUAUUGUGCUGGACAAAUAUUGUCACCCAAUUGCCUUGCCCAAGCAUAGGAUAUCAUCAGACCCCCAGGGGGACAGGACCCGAGCUGAAAUGCCCAACCAGCUUCGCAAGCAACUUGAAGAGAUCAUAGCAACUGACCCACUUAAUCCACUUUCUCCUGAGGACAAAGAACUGUUGUGGCACUUUAGAUACGAGAGCAUAAAGCACCCCAAGGCAUAUCCUAAGCUGCUUAGCUCUGUGAAAUGGGGACAACAAGAAAUAGUGGCCAAAACAUACCAGUUACUAGCUAAAAAAGAGAUUUGGGAUCAGAGCACUUUAGAUGUUGGACUCACAAUGCAACUUCUGGACUGUAACUUCUCAGACGAAAAUGUCCGAGCAAUGGCAGUUCAAAAACUGGAAAGUUUAGAAGAUGAUGAUGUUCUUCAUUAUCUUUUACAGCUUGUGCAGGCUGUGAAAUUUGAGCCAUAUCAUGACAGCGCAUUAGCCAGAUUUUUGCUGAAACGUGGUUUGAGAAACAAAAGAAUUGGUCACUUCUUGUUUUGGUUCUUAAGAAGUGAAAUUGCCCAGUCCAUGCACUACCAGCAGAGGUUUGCAGUCAUCCUUGAAGCCUACCUUAGGGGCUGUGGAAAAGCAAUGCUGCAUGAUUUCAUGAAGCAGGUUCAAGUAAUUGAAUUGCUGCAUAAAGUCACAAUGGAGAUUAAAUCAGUUUCUGCAGAAAAGUAUGAUGUUACUUCUCAAGUUAUUGCACAGCUGAGACAAAAGCUUGAAAAAUUACAGGGCAGCAAACUUCCAGAAAGUUUUAGAGUUCCUUAUGAUCCUGGGCUGAGGGCAGGAGCACUAGUGAUAGAAAAAUGUAAAGUAAUGGCGUCUAAGAAGAAGCCCCUCUGGCUUGAAUUUAAAUGUGCAGAUCCAACAGCUCUGUCAAAUGAAACCAUAGGCAUCAUCUUCAAACAUGGAGAUGACCUCCGUCAGGACAUGCUAAUUUUACAGAUUCUUCGAAUUAUGGAAUCCAUUUGGGAAGCAGAAUCCUUGGACCUCUGUUUGUUGCCAUAUGGUUGCAUUUCUACAGGGAACAAAAUAGGAAUGAUCGAAAUUGUGAAAGAUGCUACAACAAUUGCCAAAAUUCAACAGAGUACAGUUGGGAACACUGGUGCAUUUAAGGAUGAAAUACUAAACCAGUGGCUCAAGGAAAGAUGCAUGAUUGAAGAGAAGUUUCAGGCAGCUGUGGAGAGAUUUGUUUAUUCUUGUGCUGGAUACUGUGUGGCAACCUUUGUACUUGGAAUAGGGGACAGGCACAAUGACAACAUCAUGAUUACAGAAACAGGUAACCUUUUCCAUAUUGAUUUUGGCCAUAUUCUUGGGAAUUAUAAAAGCUUUCUUGGAAUUAAUAAGGAGAGAGUUCCUUUUGUGCUGACUCCAGAUUUUCUGUAUGUCAUGGGAACUUCCGGAAAGAAGACAAGUCUCCAUUUCCAUAAAUUUCAGGACGUAUGUGUGAAGGCUUAUUUAGCUCUCCGGCACCACACAAACCUGUUGAUCAUCCUGUUCUCCAUGAUGCUAAUGACUGGAAUGCCCCAAUUAACCAGCAAAGAAGACAUUGAAUAUAUCAGGGAUGCACUGACAGUAGGGAAAAGUGAAGAAGAUGCCAAAAAGCAUUUUCUUGAUCAGAUAGAGGUUUGCAGAGAUAAGGGCUGGACGGUGCAGUUUAACUGGUUUUUGCAUCUUGUGCUUGGAAUAAAACAAGGAGUAGAAAAGCAUUCUGCUUAAUAUUUUAUGUAAAUUAACUGUGGGUGUGAAUAGGAGGUUAGUGAACUUACAUGUUAUUUAUGAAUUCUGAAUAAAUGAGCAGUCAAAAUUGCCUUUACUCUUCUGGCAGCUUAAAUGGAUCUUGUAAAAAGGCAAGGACUUUACUCUGCCCCUCCAGAAGAUCUUUCUGGAGAUAAUUUUUUUUUAAUUUCUAAUGACUCUUCAAGUUGCUCGGUUCUUAUAACUAGUUGCUUUGCUGAUGUGGCUUGGAUUUUUUUUUUUCUUUCUUUAGCAAUGAUUUCAGAAAAAUAUAAGGAGGAGGUUGAAUAAGAUGAAGUUGAGAAGAUAACCUACAAACCCCCUAUGACCUUACCUUGAUUGUUCAUAGGGGUCAAGUCCUUCAAAACCAGAAGAAUUUAGAUAAAAUCUGUGGUUAUAGUGAAAUCUCUGUAGACAAUUCACACCUGUGUCAGGAUGGUUUACACACAAGUGUUCUUCAUCCACAUCCUUCUCUUUUGUCCUUUCUUCAACUUUUUGUCCUUUCUGGAUUUUUAAUAUGUUGUCAAUAGAGAAGAGUUUUGGCUCUGCCAUUGAAGGAAAUUGCCUUACUGUUACUGUAAUCUCCUGACACAGACAACCAAUCUCUUGAGUGCCAGGAGAACUUCAUUGUUACCUGGAAGUUCCUCAAAUUUGAACAUGAAAUUCUGAAGGUUUAAUUUUGAAAGAUUUUUUACUGUACUUUUUAGUGGGGAAUGUCCAUAUUAUAUUACAGAUUAUAUUCUUAGUGUAAAGUUAUUAAAACUCCACUUGUAUAGGAAAAGCUUUGUACAAAAAAACAUGGUACUUCCUUA